AUGGGACGGAUUGUCAUCGUCGGAGCAGGGCUGUACGGUCUGAUCGCAGCGAAGACAUAUCUGCAAGUUACUGGAGCUUAUGAUAGUGAAGACACAGCGAAAAGGAUCGACGACAAUAUCGAAAUUCCCACAUGCUUUACGGAGCAUACCGGAGCUUCUACACAAGACCCUUCUGAGACUCACCUUCUUGUGAUUGACUCGGCCUCGGAUAUAGGAGGCACAUGGGCUGAGGAGCGUCUCUAUCCAAACUUAUUCAGCCAGAACUCAUAUGGACUGUAUGAGUUCAGUGACCUUCCUCUUUCCCGUGUGGUCCCCGAGGAAGAUGGGAAUGACACCAGAAACCAGUUCAUUGCAGGCUGGAAGAUCAACCGGUAUCUUCGUGCGUGGGUGGAAAAAUGGAGACUUGACAGAUAUAUCCGAUUGAAUUGGACGGUCAGAAGCAUCAGCCGCCUGGAGAGCAAAGAGUGGAAGCUCGAUAUCAAUAUUGCUGGGAACCCAUGCAGAAACAUAACCGUUAUUUGCGACAAAUUGGUGUUGGCUACAGGACUCACCUCGGUGCCAAACAUGCCGGAUACCAACGCCUCAUCAAUGGCCUCAGAUAUUCCUGUACCAGUAAUCCACGCCAAGGAUGUCGGAAUCUGGGCCCGGAAACACAUGGGUUACGAGCCGCUGAAAGCAACCAAGUCCGAGGCUGUGAGCGCGCCAGUCAAUGGUUCUCCCUACUCACAGUUGCGGUCGGUUGCAAUAUAUGGCGGCGCAAAGUCAUCCUUUGACCUAGUGCACUUCUUUGCAACUCUGCAUCGAAAUGACCCCAAGCUACGCCUUAGGUCAACACAAGACAGCCCAGUCCAGGUGCACUGGAUUAUCCGCGAUCGAGGUGCCGGGCCCUCGUGGAUGGUGCCUCCAACAUCCACUCUUCCGAAUGGCGACACUGUUGCAAGCGAUAAGGCGGCGAGCACCCGGCUGCUCUCGCAUCUCACCCCAUGCUGCUACGAGAUCCCCAAACGUCUAUCUUUCGGUCCUUCGGGCAGUCCCCACUGGGAGGGCUCAUGGCUAGCGCGGCUGUUCCAUGGAAACCCACUAGGCCGAUGGUGGAUUCGUUCGUUUUGGCGAUCAGUUGAUAAAGGGCUAGAGGACACAGCACAAUACGGGUCAGACGCGAAGAUGGAAAAGCUCCGCCCAGAGAACAGUGUUGUAUCCUGUGUAUCUGGUAUCGGCAUCGCAAACCAAGGUGAUCUUUGGGAGGCCAUUAGACUGCCGCAUGUCAAUAUUUAUCGAUCGGUCAUCGCAGAUAUCGCGGCUGCAAGCGCAGAUAAAACAGCGGAUUCAGCCACCAGGGCUACGGUGCACUUGUCAGAUGGUAGCCGCAUCGAUGCGCUUGACCUUGUCAUUCACGCAACUGGCUAUAAGCCGAUAGUCCCAAUUCGGUUUAGCCCUACGAGCCUCCGUCUGAAACUGGGGUUAUCAGCCUUGGUAAGCUCGGUCUCGGGUGACAGGGAGAGCCACGGCGAUUGUUUGAUUUCGGCCGACUCGCCGGAGAGAAUCGAUGGGCCACUGGAGGAAACGAGGAACGCCCGCAUCCAACACUGGGACGGUCUUGAUCGUAAGUCUGAGGUUUUGAUCAAGCAAACCUUGGACACUACAGGUUGCGCUCUCACAGAUCGCAGUCCCCCAUCAUGGGCAACAUCUCGCAAGUUGCUGCCGUACCGUCUAUUCCGACGGAUGGUGGCGCCCGAAUUAGUGGCAGAGGGCGACCGCUCCUUUGCUACACUCGGCGUAAUAUUAUCAUCGACUAUUGCUGUUAUUGCAGAGGCCCAGGCUCUGUGGGUGGCGGCGUUUCUAACAGGCGGGCUCGACGCAGAGGACCUGAAAUCACCCGCAGGCAAGGCUCUUUCUCUGGCGGAUAUUUCGUUGGAGACGAUGGAGUCGGCUAUCUCCGAGGAUGUAGUUCUCGGCUCAUUGACAGGAACUGGCCUCGAAGUUGACGCUAUUCAGUAUAACGACAUGCUCAUGCGGGAUUUGGGACUCAAUCCAUACCGGCUCGGAGGAGGUUUCUACACUGAAUUAACUGGCGUGUACGGGCCUUCAGCUUAUGCUGGGAUUGUAGAAGAGUGGAGGAAGAGUCGAGGGAUGGCUCAGGGGCAGCAGUAG
This is a messenger RNA of Penicillium bovifimosum, 2151 nucleotides long. RefSeq lists its product as uncharacterized. NCBI's taxonomy places the organism in Eukaryota, Fungi, Ascomycota, Eurotiomycetes, Eurotiales, Aspergillaceae. The transcript has 5 exons. Bases 1 to 2151 code for a protein of 716 amino acids. The record is from RefSeq and is a predicted model, not a curated record.